Molecule: messenger RNA, 882 nt
Organism: Caenorhabditis auriculariae
Lineage: Eukaryota; Metazoa; Nematoda; Chromadorea; Rhabditida; Rhabditidae
Source: the annotation of a GenBank genome assembly
AUGUCCAGCUUUCCGGCGGCGACGGAAGAUAAAAUGAAUGGCAACAUGAACAUUGUUUUUGUGGUGAUGUUCAUCGUAACGGGUAAGAUUUUUUUGGUUGAAAUGAAAACGCUCGCAGAAAAGAUCCUCUAGCCAAAAAAUAGGGAACUUUUGAGGAUUUACCUAAACGACAGCAAGUGCACUGUCACGGUAGUUAAUUUUUCGUUGCGCUUUUGAAACUACUGAAAACUUGCUCAAACACUCUUUGACGGUCAAGAUGAAAAUACUUCAUAGUCGCUAACUAGUCAAAAUUUUUUAGAUAAUUAUUCCUAAAAUUCGGAAAGCAGGCUAAUCCUGCUAGUUAGAAAAUUCCGAUCUCUGAAAAUAGAAGAUUGCCCAGGUAGCAACAACGAGGGAUCUUCAUCUAGACCAUUAGAAAGAUUUGAGAGAACUCGUAAAAUAUUCCAAACGGCAAAUAGAAAUGACUUUUCUUGGGGAUGAAAAUCCUGAAUUAAUUUUCAGUUUUUCGAAAAAACGGAACACCAGGGCGCACUUAGAAGCAAACUUAUAAUCUGUUUUUGAAUUUUGGUCUCCGCUUUUUUCCUACUCACUGCCCAGUAUAUUAAAGAGCUUCGGAAUAUUUUGAGAGCCUUUAACAUAGUAAUAAGAUCCUGUAGUCUGUUGGUCAAUUUGAAAAAUAAUGUUCGAAUAAUGAAAUGAGGUUUUUCAGCACUCGUAAUGACUUAUAUUCACAACCCGUACCGCCAACAACGCUUCGAGGAGUACAUGCGAGCGCGCAGCCACGUGGUCCAUCCUCACGUGGAACUCCGCGAAAUCGAGAACGACGAAGACGAAGGAUCCCUCCUUCAGGGCGAGCACAUCGCCCGCAACGGCCACAAAUAG